AUGGUCAAUCCCAACUUCUCCAUCCGUCCCAGCCGCGAGGCCGACAUGCUUCGCUGCGCCGAGAUCAUGAACGCCUCCUUCUCGCCGGACCCCAUCGGGCCGCUUCUCUUCGGCCCGCACACGCCGUCCUCGUGGGCCGCCACCGCCGCCGUGCACUGGCGCGCGCACACCGAGCAUCUCGCCUCCUUCCCCUCCGUGCCCUUCGCCAUCCACUGCGUGCACACCGACCCGUCCACCGGCGCCGAGACCAUCGUCGCGACGGCCGAGUGGGCCGUGUACGACCGCGUGCGCACGGCUGCCGAAUGGGUCGUCGACCCGUACACGAACCGCCUCGAGUACGUGGAGCCGGCCUCGGCGCGGGCCGGCGCGCAGGCGAUGCUCGGGCCGGUGGUCGCCGCGCGGCAGGACUUUGUCAAGGGGCGGCCGUACGGGCUGUUGACGUUCAUGGCGGUGGACCCGACGUGGAGGAGGCAGGGCGCGGCGACGGCGUGCGUGCGCUGGGGCAUGGAGCGGUGCGCGGAGGUGGGCGUGCCGGCGUACUUGGAGGCGACGGCGGAGGGGAUGAAGGCGUACGCGAGCAUGGGGUGGGAGAGGGUGGACGUGGGCAGGGAGCUGGUGUACCCGCCGAUGAUGUGGUGGCCGGAGGGCGUGGAGCGGUGGGCGGACGUGAAGGAGGUGAAGGAGGCGGACGGGACGAAGGUGGUGAAUGGAACGGAGGAGGAUUUUACCAUUGGCCAGUCAGAAGUUUUCGAGUUGAAGGGGCAGUGA
Cordyceps fumosorosea ARSEF 2679 is the source of this 768-nucleotide messenger RNA. RefSeq names its product Acyl-CoA N-acyltransferase. NCBI's taxonomy places the organism in Eukaryota, Fungi, Ascomycota, Sordariomycetes, Hypocreales, Cordycipitaceae. The record is from RefSeq and is a predicted model, not a curated record. Gene Ontology annotation, molecular function: acyltransferase activity, transferring groups other than amino-acyl groups. The transcript has a single exon. The coding region runs from base 1 to 768 and encodes 255 amino acids.